Molecule: messenger RNA, 1064 nt
Organism: Ceratotherium simum simum (southern white rhinoceros)
Lineage: Eukaryota; Metazoa; Chordata; Mammalia; Perissodactyla; Rhinocerotidae
Gene: DEXI
Product: Dexi homolog
Source: RefSeq, a predicted model, not a curated record
CGGAACGCGACCAGGAGGGCGACGCGGCGGCCGCAGCCAUGGGCGCAGCGACUGCGGUGGUGUGGAGGGGUCUCGAGGAACGGCCGGGCCGGGCUGGGGACACGGCCGCCGGCACUGGCCCACGACGCUGAGCCGCGGUGGGGUCCCCGCCGGCGCCGUGAGGGCCCGUGAGUGCGAGCGGGGCGCAUCGGAGGAGCCGGGCAGCGGCUCACCACCUUAGCGGGGCCCGCUUGGCCGCCGGGCGGAUCGAGAGGGCCGUGUGGGCACAUCUGGGGGUGCGGAGACCCCGCCAGGCGCGUUUAGGGGGCGGGGCGUGUCCGCAGGGGCCGCCGCCCAUCCCCGGGGGGCACCGCCGGGGCCCAGCGCCGCCUGGGUCGAGCCAGGGGCGCCCCUGGAUGGCUGAGCUGCCCCCUCGCCGGCCGGCCGGGCGCCGCAGCGGCUGAGCUCGCUGGGAUCGCCGGGCCGCCGCCGCCCUCGCUGCCCCCUGCAUGCUCGGCGCCCGGGUCGCGGCCCACCUGGACGCGCUGGGCCCCCUGGUCCCCUACGUGCCGCCGCCGCUGCUGCCCUCUAUGUUCUUCGUGGGCCUGUUCUUCGUCAAUGUGCUGAUCCUGUACUACGCCUUCCUCAUGGAGUACAUCGUCCUCAACGUGGGCCUCGUCUUCCUGCCCGAGGACAUGGACCAGGCGCUCGUGGACCUCGGCGUGCUCUCCGACCCCGGCUCGGUCCUCUACGACGCCGACUCGGAGCUCGACGUCUUCGAUGGUUACUUGGACUAGGCUUGGCUGCCGUCCCCUCCCCACCCCCCAGCGACCCGCAGCCCUCCAUCCGGACCAGCCGCCCGGAUCAUGCCGCCGCUUCUGGUUGGAGGCACCGUCUGGCCAGGGAUGGAACCCCCAGGACGAGGCCCUCUCCAGUCUCCCAGGCCUGCCUGCUCCCCUCAUAAGCUCCGUGCCAACAGAGAGGUUCCCGUCCAGACCCAGGACGGUGGGAUGGAGAGACUGAGACUGAGGGCCGAGGUGGGGAAGGCAUCUCUCCCUGCCCGAGGGGGACGGCAGGGCGUCCGG